UCUGAGUGAAGUGUUCAAGCGCGUCGCGUGAGUGUUGAUGUCGCUCUUCGUUGCGCGCUAAAUGAGUUACUAUGCGCGUUCCAGUGGACCAGAUUUGUUUGAAACAAUCUCUUAAAUGCCCAGUCAUGUGGCUUGCGUAGUGACGGUGUGAAUCCAUGGGAUUUUUAUGACUGUUACUUGCUGUAUUAAAUGUUUUCCUUGUGACACUAAGUGGAACUAUACAAUAACACAUGUGUAUUGUUCGUACCAAAAGCACUCGAGCUAAAUACGCUCGAGCUAAAAUAAUUCUGUCAGAGUCGAAAAGGUUUUUUUUUCGUACAUGCGUGAACAAACGUAUGUAUUUUUACGCUGUGAUUGUUGUACCAGCUAACACUAAAAUUUAUGCUUCAUCCUUCAAAUGUGAAAAACAAGAUCUGCUUGAAGUCGAGAUGCAAUCCGGUGUACUUCAUGAGGAAUGUGAACUGUGACGUGUGUUGGGUUCGGUAAACAAAGGAAGCCAAGACUAUUCAUAGUGGAGGUGAUAUACUUUCAAUGCUGUCAUCGAAGUAAUACAGGUUCCGAGGACCCUUCGUAGCUUACGAAGAGUGGCUCUGUCCCAAGUCUUUCGACUUGGAAAGGGAAAAUGAAUGUCAUUGCGGAAGUAUGUCGUCGUCCGGUACGACAUGUGUCAGCAUUGUACAUCACAAUCGCAAUUGGAUUGCUGCUGCCUGUCAUCCCCGCCGAGGACGCCGAAGACACCCGCGAGGGCGAAGACGUAACCCUGAAAUGCCGAUUUCCGCCCCAGGUGGGCGCGCUUGCGCCGACCUUCUUCUGGGUGCGCAACAACAAGCACAACCAGCACGACAACGUGGCCAUCCAGCAAAACCCGCUCGACGCCUAUUAUCGAGUGGAUUUCAAGCCGGAGCAGGGCCGCUACGACCUGCUCAUCAGCAACGCCAGCUACGAGCGCGACAACGGCCUCUUCGCGUGCUACGUGAAGGAGGCGGGCUCGGGCCAGGACCUGCACUCGCAGGCGUUCGCGCUGACGGUAUUGACGCCGCCCGGCGCGCCGCGCGUGCUGCCCGGCCCCACGCCCACGCUCACGGAGGGCAAGAGCGCCGAACUCACGUGCUCCAGCACGGGCGGUAGCCCCGACCCCGACAUCAAGUGGUACAAGGCCGGCAGCGAGUACCCGCUGGACGCCGAGCUGCGGCCAGGCAACUCGCGCGACGCGCCCACGGCCGCCGUGCUGCGGGUGACGCCGGCGCGCGGGGACGACGGCGCCGCCUACCGCUGCGUGGUGUGGAACCGCGCGCUCUCCGACGGCUCGCACCUCGUCACCAACGUCACGCUCAACGUCAACUACUUCCCGCGAGUGAAGGUGGGCCCGGAGAACCCGCUGCGCGUGGAGCGCGACGCGCCCGUCACGUUGCAGUGCGCCGUGGACGCGAAGCCGAAAGUGAGCUCGGUGCGCUGGAGCCGCAACGGCCGCUUCGUGGCCACGGCGCUGCAGCACACCAUCUCGCGCGUGGCCGUCAAGGACGCCGGCACGUACGUGUGCAGCGCCGACAACGGCCUGGGCCAGGCGGGCGAGGCGGAGCUGUCGCUCGAGGUGCUGUACCCGCCCGAGGUGACCGUCGACAACGGGUCGGGGGCGUCCAACCACCGCGAGGCGGAGGAGGGAGAGACGCUGGUGGUGAGGUGCAACGUCUCCGCCAACCCGCCGCCGGUCACCGUGGAGUGGCUGCGGGAGGACCGGCCGGACUUCCGGCAAACGGGCAACCAACUGCUCAUCGGCCGCGUCAGCGCCGAGGACGUGGGCUCGUACACGUGCAGGGCGGUGAACGUGCUCAACCCCAGCGCGCAGGGCCACCCCGUGGAGAAGGUGGGCAACGCCUCGUUCGCGCUGCUGGUGCGCCACAAGCCCGGGCGUGCCGUCAUCAGCCCGGACAAGCCCGUGGUGUCGGAGGGGGCGACGGUGACGCUCACGUGCGCCGCCAGCCCCCCCGGCUGGCCCGCGCCGCUCUUCCGCUGGUGGCGCGACGGCGACGGCGUCUUCUCCGCCGGCUCCUCCGCCGCCACGCAGGUGCUCGCCACCGGCGCGCAGUACGUCAUCAACCCGGCGCAGCUGGGCAACGAGGGCCAGUACCACUGCCAGGCCACCAACGAAAUGGGGCACGGGGAAGUGGCCUCGGUCAUGCUGGAGGUGCAUCAAGCCCCGAGGUUCAUCAACAAACUCCCGUCUCACUACACUCGCAGGAAGGGAGAUCCAGGUGCUUUUGUACAAUGCAGUGCUCAAGGGAAACCAAAGCCUUCCAUCAAGUGGAUAAAAGAUAGUACAGAGUUGACUGCAGAUCAAGACACCCUAGAAAUUACCACCGAAGAAAGUGAAUCAGGACACAAUGCAGUUUUCACAGUACAAAGUACUCUUCAUUUUGUUGGGUCAAAACGACCAGGAGCAAAUCAGUUAUUACCUAGUGAUCGCGGUGUUUAUUCUUGUGUAUUUGAGAAUGAAGUAAAACGAGUUGAAUCCAGUAUGCAACUUCUUGUCGAACAUGGCCCCAUAGAACUUCAUCAGUACAAUAAAGUUGCUUAUGAUCUUCGGGAAACUGCAGAGGUUGUUUGCCGAGUGCAAGCAUAUCCUCGACCAGAAUUUGAGUGGAGCUUUGGAACUACCUCAUCUCCUCUGCUUACUAACGGGGGUCAUUAUGAAAUAAAUACAACCAGUGAAGGUCAUGAUAUAUACACCAGUGUUCUGAAGAUAGCAAAUCUCCAAGAUGUGGAUUAUGGUGAUUACUAUUGCCGAGUUUCCAACAGUUUAGAUUCCAUCAAACCUGCAAUACGACUACAGCGUAAGGGUCCUCCAGAACGUCCAUUAUCUAUAAGCACCCCAGCAAUAGGUCCUAACUUCGUCACAGUAAAAUGGGAACCUGGAUUUGAUGGUGGACUACAGAAUACAAAAUUUUUUGUGUCAUACAAGCAACUUACUAACUUUGCUGGUGGUAAGAGCUCUGAAGAUUGCAGUAGCGCAAAUCUUGGCAGGAGAAAUAAUGGCGAUGAAUGGCAGGAAUUUGAAUGCCUGAGAAACAACCCGUGCAAUGUGUCAGGGCUGGAACAGCAUCAAAGCUACGUGUUUAAGGUGAAAGCUUUCAACAGUAAGGGCCACAGCAAUUACUCUGAUGAAAUCAAAGCAACAACUACAGUUGAUCAAAUUCCUACUCCUCGCCAGGUUUUGUUUAAUCCAAAUUCACAUAUGCUCCUCAUCAGUACAGCCAGCACUUGUUUGCAAUUAGUAGCUGUGGUGGAAGCUGGAGCGGAAACAAUUAAUGGUGAUUUAGAGUGGUUUUCAGUUGGUGAACCUCUAAAAAUGCUUGUUGGUAUGCCUUCAACAUACAAGGAGAAAAUUUCAUUAGUUCGCCGAAACAGUAUUCCACCUGGUUCUAGUGGGAGAUCAUUGGAUGAAUUAGGUGAUGGCAUUGUUCCACAAACAUCAAUCUCGAAUAAGAAUUUGCAAGUGCGAGUAAAAUUAUGUCUUAUAACAGAAAUGAAUCUCUGCAGUUCCUAUAUUGUAGCUGAUGUGAAUCCCUCAUCUGUAAUGGAAGCUGGUGCAUUAGCAAUGCCUACCCUAAUUGCUAUAAUUGUGUCGUGUGUUGUAUUUGUGUUGUUUUUGGGUCUACUCUUUAUUUUCUGUCGCUGUAAGAAAAAUCAAAAUAACAAAGGAAGUGGCAAGGAUUAUGAAAUGGAAACGUCAACUGUGCAUCCUAGUUUGGUCUCACAACAACCGCCUCCUCCCUAUUAUCCAUCAUCAGGAAUGGAAAAUAAGGCUUUGGAACAUUCACUUGACUUGGCUUUAGAUGACGCAGCCAAGAAUCCAGUAUAUGCCUCCCAAAAUGGGUAUGGUUACCAUGGGAAUCCUCCUAAUCGAGGAGCUCAAGGACAUCCCAUCAAUGGAGGGAUCAACAUGGGUUACAUGGAUAACAGUUAUUCAAACUCAAACAAUGGUGGGUCAGUUAAUUCUCAAGACUCGCUUUGGCAGAUGAAAAUGACUGCUUCCAAUAAUAAUGCAAAUGGUUCAAAUGAUCAUCAUCAUUCGUAUGGAUAUGAUCCUCUUACACAUGGAGGAUAUGGAACUGUUGAUGAUUAUGCCUCGUAUCCCCACAUGGGAAAUGGUAGUCCAACAGAUACUGAUUAUCAUCAAGGUCAACAUGGAAGUAACAACCCAAGUCGCCAGGAUUAUAGUACUGACCCAUAUGCUGCAGUUCAUAAAUCAAAGAAAAGGAUAGAUCAGCAUUUAGAUUCUACUUAUCAUGAUGUGAGUGGUUUGCCUGAUCCAUAUAUGGAUCCUUUGGACUGUGAUGAUAACAAACCACAACACAUUUCUUUGUCUUUUGACGAGAGCCUUGAGAGUGGUUACUCUACACCUAACUCACGUAAUCGUCGAGUCAUUAGAGAAAUUAUCGUGUGAGAUCUUCCUAGUGAUUUCAUCAGAACACGGACCUUUUUGGUCAGUUUACAUUUCAGAAAUGAAUGCAUACACACCCAUCAUUGAGAUUUUCUCUACUCUUUAGCUAGUAUGAGAAAAACUUGCCAUGUCAUUCCUAGUUAAUUAGUGCUACGAAAGUUUUAAGACUUCACUUUCAUGAAUUUUAUGUGACAGAUCAAAGAAUAUUUUUCCUAGGUAUGUAUAUGUCUUUAGAUGCCAUGUAGCAGUCUUUGUAAUUGUUUGUCAUUCGUUCUGAGACAAUCAUAUCUAAAAUUCCAAAUAAUGAAAAUGUUGAGAUUGAAUGGGAAUCUCAAGGUUUGCAACACACAUGUUUAUUAUUUUUAUUAUUAUUAUUAUUUUUUUAUUAUUAUUAUUAUUAUUAUUAUUAUUAUUGGUGACAAUAUAUGAUAAUCUCUUUAUUGCUCAUGAUAUGUACAGAUGUUUUAUAAUACCGUAUUGGUAUCAUUUCAUAUAAUGUGGAUGUGGCAGUAUUUUUUCCUGCCACAAGAUGAUGUGGUUGGUAAUAGUUUUAUUUAUUAAUUCAUACUUAAUAUUGCCAUACAUGGACUUGACAUAGAAAACGUUUCGUUCCUGUUUUUGUGUAAAUUAUCUUUUUCACUGGAAAAUAUUUAUGCAGCAUUCUAUUGUGGCAGAAUCUAUGAAUACUCACACGCUAAUGUCAAGAAAUCCUGCAUUUUUUUAAAUUUCAUUGAAAAGUUACUGAAUUGUGAAGCAGUUUUCUAAAAACAAUAACAUUAAUACUAAUUAUUUACUUGGAGAAUAAAUAGUGCAAUGGGAAACAUGAAUGCUACAGGCACAUAUAUUUGUGAAAUUUCUCAUGCAUUGUGUACUCUGUGGACCCAUGCCAUGCUUAUGAAAAUAGAUGUAUUCGCAGCUGAAACAAGUAAGUAGUGAAAAUCUUGUUUUGUUUUUGGAAGAAUGUAAAUUCUGUUUUAUGUCUUAUCAAUAUCACCUGCCAGACAUCAUUCAGUAGAACUCAUUUAAAUUAUGAAAUGUCAUUUAGAAAGUAAACAUUUUUUAGUAUUACAAAAUAAAGUAGAGAUUGUUGAACCAUUUUUAUUCGAAAUUUGCAAGAAGCCUCAUACUACUUUUCUACAUGAUGUCCUGUAAAUUCAUAUACUCGUCUUAAUGUAGUAUCCAGUUUUUCUAGUUCUUCAUAAACUUCUGCCACCAAAGUGUUUAACCACUAAACAGAAAAAUGAUAAAACAGUGUUCAUCAUUGUGCAUGUUUUUUUCUUUGUGGUUAAACAGUACACCAAUUUGUCACUCUCUCACUGUACACUUUGCUCAUAUGCUGAUAAAUUUCAGUACAAUCAUUUUUGCACUCAAGAUCUGAAUGACACUAAGACCUUCAUAUUUGGUGGCACUCGCUAUUCUAUCACAAACUUUUGUAGAUUGAAGCACAUAAAAGUACUUCUGAUCAUUGACAUCACAACAUGGCUUAAUUCAGUCUGAGCUUGUACUGGAGGGUAUUUGAGGAUGUGACGUGCACAUGUAACAGUCAAGUGUACAUUUUAUCCUGGAUCACCCUUGUAGGCUGAAUUUACUUUGUAUUUUAUUUACUUUGCAUUCUUAUAUGUGCUAUUUAAUUAUCUUAAUUUGUUGUAAGAGAAAUUAGUUUGAAAGUGGUGUGUGUGAGUAAAGAAGCAUUGAUCCAAAGAUUAUUUGCAAAAGAGUUUGGAAACUGCAGAGUAGUUCGUUUUUUACAGUAGUUUACUUGAUCACGACUCUUCUUCUGUGAAUGAAUUUAAUUGUUGUGUUAACAUGGAAAAGCAUGAAAGAUACAAAAAGUCAAAAGUUAGUUUUGAGAUAGAUGAUAUUAAAAGAACCCAUGCUCAUUGAACAGUAAAAUCUGUAUGUCAGUAGAAAUAGGUUGUAUUUGGCAGCUUUUCAGAGAUAAAUGUGAGGCAUUAGACAUUAGUGUUGAGGGCUUUGGUACAUAUUCUGUUUGUCCUGUAAAAUUUGGAACUUACAUGCUCAGUUAUGGAUUCAGAGACAAAUUUUGGGAGGGGAAAUUAAAAAUGUUUUGGUCGAAUAUGUCAUUACUAGGGGAUGGAUUUUGAAGACCUAAAACAUUGCCAAAAAUGAUCAAUAAAAUGCUCUUAAAAUAUUUUUAAAAUGACCCCCCAAAAAGGAAAAAUGACCUAAAAAAAUUGAUGAAAACCACUUAAUAUGAACAACUCAAACUUUUGGGUAUAUUACUUAUGUAAUUGAGGCUUCUUCCUUUUAUUCCAGUGAACUCAGCCUACAAACUUUUGGUUUGGACGGUUCUUUAAAAGAGAAUCUCUGCCUUCAUUUAUCGUGAAAUAGGCCGAACUGGCAAUGUCACCGAUAGGUCACAGGAACCGUAUAUUACACAGUACUCAACUGACAUUGCCAUAUAGGAGAAAAGAAAUUGGAGAGGCUACUCAGGAAUUCUGUGGUGAACAUUUGUUGCACCUUGUAAAUAUUGUUAGAGCAAGUAUCAUUAAAAUGAUAUUAAAAUCGAUGAAAUCCAUGAAAAAUGUUUUAUAAGUUAUGUAAAAAGGAUAAAAAUUACUUAUUAGAUAAAAUCAAUGAAAAAUGCAAAACAAGACACAAAAAUGGGUCACUUCGUUUUGUCAUAACUUAAAAUGAAUUUCUAUGCUAAACGGCAUUGUUCUAAAGUGAAAAGGAAAAAGAUGACAUUUCAUUAAAAUCUGCCCCCUAGUCAUUACAUAUUUUGUAAAUGUUGCAGGCUACACUCAGUUCAUGCUGCAAUACGAUUUUAUUCGUUUUAAUGAUUAUCCAUAAAUAUUUGUGAUUGAAAAUUUUGUGACAAGUUAAAAUUAUAGUUACUGAAUAAUUGUAGGAAGAAAAAUUUCCCUCAUUUUCCUUCUUGUGGAUCCAUGCCUGCAUGCUUUUCGAUAAUUUGACGAACAUGCUUUUCCAUGUCAACGCCUCAAUUGUCAUUGCUAGAAGGCUAACAAAUAACUUUUCCUAACUGUCAGAGAGUUCUUAAUUUUCAAACUUUAUUUAGAGGUUUGUAUAUAACAUAAAAAUGAUUUAUUGUAUGAAGACAAAAUAUCUCAUACUUCAAUAGAUGUUAGAAUAUUGAGACAAAUGUAAAUGGAGAAACAUCUUUUCAGAAAUAACUCUUUGAUUCUGAAUUUACCAAGGUCUUCAAAUACACACAUCUCAUACUUCAUGCACUCCAGGACUACGAGAAUGACAUUCCUGCCAUAGGUCAUUGAUUUAAAACAGCUUAUGGAGUCAUGUUAUUGUUACAAGUUUAAAUUUUUAUUCAAUAUUUCACAUUCACAUACUUUUCCUAUAACUUAAAAAUGGUUAUAUUUAUGAAUUCCUACAAAAUUAAAUUAUCGUUAUUUUGUGAUCCUUGGUCAAAUGAAAUCUAAGCAGUUGAAAGUGUUUUUUAUUAUGAAUACUUUAAAAGAUCUAAUUGUAGUAUUUAAUUACUCUGCAUGUGUCGCAAAGAAUGGAAUGUGCUGAACGAAAAUAUACUAUAUUGUCAGGCAUUUAAUUGCAAUUAUUAGGAAGACAUUUUUGCAGUGUAUUUUGUUCCUUAUAGGUUACAAUGAAUUUACUGUAAAUUAAGAAUUUUAAUCUGUACUGCCAAAUUAAGAAUCUUAAUUCUGUACCAACACAAGUGCUUGUACUUGUGUUGGUACAGAAUAUGGAAUCUUCCUUAAGAUAAAUGAGCAAAGGUGGAAGUAAUUGUAAGACUGGAAUCUGGAAGUGAAAGAGCAUAUUUUAAUUGUGCCUGUGCCUCAUUGAAUAAACUAUAGAUUGUAAUGAUUAUUCUCUGCUGCUAAAACAAACUCACAUAUGGAUAAGAAAAUCUCGAAGAGAGAAUUGAACAAUUUGAAUUAAUAAAAUACAUUUGUUACAUAGUAACACAGCCACAUCAUAGGAAACAUUUACUGUGCAGAACAUCUUUCUGACAUAAUUGCCUGUCCUAAAUGGUGAUAGGGUGGUGACAAUUUAUUAUUAUAUUAAAUUAAAAAUUAUCAGAUCAAAUAAUUUGAAAGGUUGGAUCAAAAGUUCUAUCAAUGCUGCCAUAAUUUGUAUUUUGCUUAGAGUUAAAUAUGUAAUUAGUGUUACAUUUCUUCAAUGUAAUCUCCCCUAUAAGUAUGACCUUCUGCCACAUUUGUGGAAAGUGUGUCGAUUUCCCACAGAUACCUCCCUAUGACUUGUGUUAUUACUUCUCUGGAGUCCUAGUAGCAAAUUGUUUUGUAGAAAGAGAUUGUAUAUAUUAGGUGAAUGUGGCAGAUAUUGCAGUAGCUCCUUUGGACAGUUAUGCAGGAAGUCCGUGACAUUUUUAGCAUUGUAAUAUUGUGAUUAGUCAUAAAGAUGCUCUGAAAAAUAGAUUUAUCAUUUUCUUCUUUGUUGGAGUCCCUGAGGCACUGCCCCAAUUGUACAUAUGGCCAUACUUACAAAACCAAUUAAAGAAAUGUAGUUAGUAAACGGGGCAAGAACCAAAUUGCCAUACAUGCAAGCUAGUUUUCACUAUGUAUUUUAAAUUAUCGUGUAAAAACCAGUCAUCUUUUUUGCAGUGCCAAAUUUAUUUCCUUUAAUCCUUUGACUCAACUGAUUUUAUUUGUCUAAUAUUUUAUAAAACUACAGAGAGAAUUUUGGACACAGUGUGGGAAUAUUUAAAGAUCUUUCCAAUCACUUAAAUUUCUUGAACUUAAUGGAUAUAGAGAGUUUAGUAGUAGUUUGUAAGAUUUAAAGCAUUGCCAUGUGUCACUAUGUGUUCUAGUUUUAGCAUAAUAAAAAGAAGAGGAAAUAAUUCAGAUACUUGAUGAUGUAAGCAAAUAUUAUUAAAAAAUAAAUUGACCAAAAUUUUGCUAAAUUAAUGACUUCUGCAAGUACAUCAACAUAUCUCUUUUGAAUCUUGUAGUAUACAUCUUUCCUUUGACUGGAAUUGUUGAUGUGGAGUGAUUUUAAUUUUCCUCUUGUCAAUAAUACAUACUUAAAAAAUCUGAUUCUUCAUUUUAACAAAUUUAAUUGCAUUUUAAUGAAUCUAUUAGUCAUUUAGAAACUUAGAUGUACAAAAAAUUGAGUAUAUGUAGCCUCUGUUGAAAAACUGAUCACAAAUUAGUUGACAUAAUUAUUGCUGGAAAACAUAUGUACAUGUGCAAACUUCCCCCAAACAUUAAAUUUCCAAGUUUUUACUUACUUCCAAUGAAGCAAUUUUUAAGUUAUUAUAAGCUAAUAACUUAAUAUUGAUAAAUCUUUUAUGAUGUUAUUCUGUUUGAUAAUUAGACAAAUUAAAUCAAUCUGAGCCAAGUGUUUAAAGACUUUUUUGGGAAGGGAGGGGGACACUGGUAUGCAUAAUUGUUAGAGCAUCCAAUUUUAUUGAAAAAGAAAAGUAUUCAUUUGGUACAUUAACAUGAUAAAUUUUAUGUGUUAUACAAAAGUAUAGUAAAAUGUGUCGAUUCAUUUCUCUUACGUUCCAUCCAUAAACUGCAAUAUAUGUUGAUUCCUGUAAUGCAUAUUAGCAAAGAUUUUACUUUUGCUUUGUUAAUUUCUUUUGUUACAAUGAUAAACUUCAUAUUCUCUCAGAUGAUUUAAAGAAGUGCUGCAAGAAUUUCUUUUAAAUCCUUAGAAAGUACUCUUACUUAAAAGACUUUGCCAGCAGCAUGGUGCAAGAUUGUUAUAAACUGUCCCAAUUAUUAGAUUAGCAAAAGUAUUUUGCCACUUCUCUGACAUUGUUGAGUAGUUUGAGUUCAGAUUGCAAAAGCAUUUUCAGAUAUUGUGAUUUAAUUUUCCACCCAGUUUCAUGUGAAAUAUCUCAUAUAUAUCAGUGAAGUUCAGUUUCAUCAUUUUACUUAAAAGCUUUCGGUACUUCUGGUGAAAAACUUAACAG
Molecule: messenger RNA, 10331 nt
Organism: Gryllus bimaculatus (two-spotted cricket)
Lineage: Eukaryota; Metazoa; Arthropoda; Insecta; Orthoptera; Gryllidae
Source: the annotation of a GenBank genome assembly